Amphiprion ocellaris (clown anemonefish) is the source of this 1457-nucleotide messenger RNA. RefSeq names its product oligodendrocyte lineage transcription factor 2 (gene olig2). The transcript is spliced from 2 exons. Lineage: Eukaryota; Metazoa; Chordata; Actinopteri; Pomacentridae. Gene Ontology annotation, biological process: oligodendrocyte cell fate specification; oligodendrocyte differentiation; neuron differentiation. The coding region runs from base 135 to 956 and encodes 273 amino acids. The record is from RefSeq and is a predicted model, not a curated record. Gene Ontology annotation, molecular function: protein dimerization activity; DNA-binding transcription factor activity.
CCAGCCCGUUAUAAAAGCCCGCGGACGCACGCAGACGUGCCAAAUGGGCUGUCAAUGCGAUUUGGAGUAACAAGUGGAUUGGACGUUUAAGAUUUUUUUCCCCCUCAACAUCGCGUUUGGAAACUCUUUGCACCAUGGACUCAGAUACCAGCCGUGUGUCGAGCAGACCGUCCUCCCCGGAGGUGGACGACAUCUUCAUCUCCACCCUGAAGAAGUCGGUCCACGGCUUCUCCGGCGCGGUGUCCUCCACGCAGAGCGACUCUCCGUCAGAGCUCCCCGGCCUGCGCGGCCUCUCCGCCGCCGACGAGGAGGCUCUGGCCCUGCGGAUGGCGUCUAAGAAGGACCGUAAGCUGCUGUCGGAGGGCGAGCUGCAGACCAUCCGCCUGAAGAUCAACAGCCGGGAGAGGAAACGGAUGCACGACCUGAACGUGGCCAUGGACGGGCUCCGGGAGGUCAUGCCCUACGCGCACGGACCUUCGGUGCGCAAACUCUCCAAAAUUGCCACCCUGCUGCUGGCCAGAAACUACAUCCUGAUGCUCAGCAACUCCCUGGAGGAGAUGAAGCGGCUGGUGAGUGAGAUCUAUGGCAGCAGCGGGCACCACGGCGGCUUCCACCCGUCGGCCUGCGGGACUAUGACGCACGCGGGACCCGUGCCCGGACACCCGGCGGCUUCCCACGCGUCUCACCCGGCUGUGCACCACCCGCUGCUGCCGCCGGCAACCGUCUCCACCGCGUCUCUGUCCGCCCCCGGUAUCUCCGCCGUCACCUCGGUCAGACCCCACCACGGACUCCUCAAAGCGCCGGCCGCCGGUGCGGGGCCUCUGGGCAGCAGCUUCCAGCACUGGGGCGUCGGUACCGGCAUGCCGUGUCCGUGCAGCAUGUGCCAGGUCCCGCCUCCGCAUGUGUCCAGCAUGAGCUCCGUGAACCUGCCGAGGCUGACCGGAGACUCCAAGUGACUCCAGACCCGGAACUUUGUCAGACUGUCUCCUUGAUCCCGCUUUUAUUUAUCUGUUGCUCAAACUGUGGUCCACCUCUGGUUCUCCUCACUGGGACUCUUUUUUUGAAACUAACUUAGUGUUUUCUGAUCAUUAACCUCUAUUGUAACUUCAGCUCAUUCUGGAGAACCUUCCUCAUGUUAUUUAAAGAUCAACUCUCCAUUCUGUGGAUCCAGAAGGAUCCAAAAAGCUCCAACUUGAACUAUAGAUUGUAAAUAUGUAGAUGGAUUAUUCUAGUGGGAGAUAUUCUAUAUUAGAGUGUGUUGAUGUGGAGGAAGUCCUCACAUGUUGCUUUAUUCUCCUGGUUUCUUCUCCCAGUAGGUUGGCUUCUCUGCCCAAUGACCACUUCUUUAUUUUUUUAAUAAAAAAACAUUUGAAAAUGAUAUUUAUUUACUUAUUUUGGAGGGAGUUUCAGAUGAAUCUCUGCUUCUGUUGGGGGUUUGAAAUGUAAAAUAAAGACGA